ACACACUAUUACCUCGAACUGCAAGAAGAAGCAGCACAGACCAACAGCAGUACUACCUAGGAAGAACGACUUCAACAGAGCAUGGCUGCUACCAUCGGCCUCCUCUCCGAGAAGCAUUUUCUCUGCUCUCUGUGUCGAGACAUCUUCAGCAGCCCAGUGACCAUACCAUGUGGACACAGCUUCUGCCUGUCCUGUCUCUGCCACUACUGGACACGACACCAGUCUAAAUACUGCCCUUACUGCCGGAGAUUGUUUGCUGACCGGCCUGACCUCAGUGUCAACCACAUUCUGGCAGAUGUGUCUGAAAACUACAGGAAGACUCGACCUGAGAAACCCCCAGAUGAGGAAAUGGUUAUAGAUGUUGAGCAAAUGAUUCAGGAGAGGCUGCAGAAGAUCGAAAGACUGAAAUACUCUCUUGAGCUUCAGCGGAGCUCCUACCUCAGAGAGGUGCGAGAGAGUCAGAAAGUCUUCUCUGCCUUCGUAAAUGCCAUGGAGAAGAGUCACAAAGCGGUUGUUGCUGCCAUUGAGGAGAAACAGAGAGAUGAGGAGAAGAGAGUGGAAAUACUGAUGAAAGAGAUCGAACAGGAGAUCCAGGAGCUGAGGAAGGAAAUGGACGGACCUGACCCUGUGAUUUCUGUGAACGGGGAUCAAAGUGACGACACACAGCAGAUUUCCAGGCUCUCGGAGAUGAAGGACUGGUCCAAGGUUACCAUAGAAACGGACCCUUGUGUUGGGGUAGCUAGAAAAGCGUUGUCUGACAUAUUGGAAAAAAUAAAGGUAGAAGUCAACAGACUCUCUAAAGCUGAACUCAGGAGAAUAGAGAAAUACUCAGUGGAUGUCAACCUCAGUGCUAAGACAGCACACCCCUUCCUGUCUGUCUCAGAUGACAGAAAACAGGUGAGGCACACGGACAAGCUUCAGGAGGUACCGGAUCACCCGAAGCGAUUUGACCGUGUGGCAAACGUGCUGGCUAAAGAAAGCUUCAGCAGUGGGAGGUGCUACUGGGAAGUGGAGGUUGGAGAAAAGAUCGAAUGGAACCUGGGUGUUGCCAGGCAGUCCGUAAACAGGAAGGGCAAGUUCACUGUCUGCCCUGCAAACGGUUUUUGGACUUUAAGCCUGAAGGUUGGAGGCCAGUACAUUGCCAACACCUCUCCCUUCACCUCAGUGGCUGUAGAUCACCGACCCAGGAGGGUGGGCGUGUUCCUUGAUUACACAGAAGGCCGGGUGUCCUUUUACUGUGCAGAAUCAGGAGUCCACAUUCACACCUUCACCGAUAACUUCACUGAUAGGCUUCAUCCUUUCUUCUGUCCCGGACGCCUCCAUGGUGGCAAAAAUGCAGCUCCCUUAAUUAUCUCUUCUAGUUUUUGCAGCAUCUGAACCUCAAAGUAAAUUUCCACAAUAUAUAGAGCUGCCGUAUUUAUGCUUUUUGUAUCUAUCCAACAUAUUUAUUAAUUUAAAAAUCCAUUUCACAAUCUACAAUGAACCACCGUUUCCCUGUCAGGACUGCGAACAACAGGGUGCAGAAGGACCAAACUCCUUACACUCGAAAACUUCAAUGAAACCCAUAAACAUACUGGACAGAAAAAAGCAGGAUAGAAGAAGAGAGAAGGCUCUCAUAAAUGAACAAGUGAGUCAAAGUCCAAUAAGAGGAGAAAAAGGGGAU
Messenger RNA from Stegastes partitus (bicolor damselfish), 1663 nucleotides. It is a transcript of the gene btr02, whose product is annotated as bloodthirsty-related gene family, member 2. Gene Ontology annotation, molecular function: protein binding. The coding region runs from base 82 to 1377 and encodes 431 amino acids. The transcript has 7 exons. The record is from RefSeq and is a predicted model, not a curated record. NCBI's taxonomy places the organism in Eukaryota, Metazoa, Chordata, Actinopteri, Pomacentridae.